Molecule: messenger RNA, 2094 nt
Organism: Triticum turgidum subsp. durum (durum wheat)
Lineage: Eukaryota; Viridiplantae; Streptophyta; Magnoliopsida; Poales; Poaceae
Source: the annotation of a GenBank genome assembly
AUGAAGCGUUCCUUCGACGCCAUGGAGGCGAAGCCGGUGUUCCUCUCCAAGGAGGAGCGCCAGCGCCUCGCGCUCGAGCGCCGCCAGGCGGCCGUCGCCGACCAGCGCCGCUCCGCGCUCGACAUCCUCCAGUCGCUCCCGCGGCCCCCUCCGCCGCCUCCCCCGUCCGUCGCCCCCCGGGACUCCCGCCGGGACCGAGAUCGGGAUCGCGACCGCGACCGCGACGAGCCUUCUCGCCGGGACCGGGACCGGGACCGCGACCGCGACCGGGACAGGGAGCACCGGGACAGGGAGCGCGGGGAGCGGGACAAGGACCGGGAGAAGGACCGGCUGGAGAAGAUGGCGGAGAGGGAGCGGGAGAAGGAGCUGGAGGCCAUCAAGGAGCAGUACCUGGGGUCCAAGAAGCCCAAGAAGCGGGUCAUCAAGCCCUCGGAGAAGUUCCGCUUCUCCUUCGACUGGGAGAACACGGAGGACACCAGCCGCGACAUGAACAUGCUCUACCAGGCGCCGCACGAGGCCCGCCUGCUCUACGGCCGCGGCUUCCUCGCCGGCAUCGACCGGCGCGAGCAGAAGAAGGCGGCCGCCGUGUUUGAGAAGGAGACCCGUGCUGAGCAGCGCCGCAAGUUCGGCGUGGAGGACCGGCCCGAGGAUGAUGUGGCUGAUAAGAAGAAGGCCGCCGCCGCGGAGAUGUAUGAUGCCUUCGACAUGCGGGUGGACAGGCACUGGUCUGAGAAGGGCAUCGAGGAGAUGACCGAGCGGGAUUGGCGUAUUUUCCGCGAGGACUUCAAUAUCUCCUACAAGGGGUCUCGCAUACCCCGGCCGAUGCGCAACUGGCCCGAGAGCAAGCUUGGGACUGAGCUGCUUCGUGCUAUUGAGAAGGUUGGGUACAAGAAACCAUCGCCCAUCCAGAUGGCUGCCAUUCCGCUUGGUCUCCAGCAGCGUGAUGUCAUUGGUAUUGCCGAGACAGGUUCGGGCAAGACUGCAGCUUUUGUGCUUCCUAUGCUGUCGUACAUUACUCGCCUGCCGCCUAUUAGCGAGGACAAUGAGGCCGAGGGUCCUUAUGCUGUUGUCAUGGCACCUACUCGUGAGCUUGCUCAACAGAUUGAGGAAGAGACGGUCAAGUUUGCAACCUAUCUAGGCAUUAAAGUCGUUUCCAUUGUUGGUGGUCAGUCCAUUGAGGAGCAAGGUUUCAAGAUUAGGCAGGGCUGUGAAGUUGUAAUUGCAACGCCUGGUCGGCUUCUUGAUUGUCUGGAGAGAAGGUAUGCUGUGCUCAACCAGUGCAACUAUGUUGUACUUGACGAGGCUGAUAGGAUGAUUGAUAUGGGAUUUGAGCCACAGGUUGUUGGUGUCCUUGAUGCGAUGCCAUCAAGUAACCUGAAACCUGAGAAUGAGGAAGAGGAACUGGAUGAGAAGAGGAUUUACAGGACAACUUAUAUGUUCAGUGCCACCAUGCCACCUGCUGUCGAGCGCCUUGCGAGGAAGUACCUCCGGAACCCAGUUGUCGUCACAAUUGGUACAGCUGGCAAGGCCACAGAUCUGAUAACCCAAAAUGUGAUCAUGGUGAAGGAGUCAGAGAAGAUGUCACGACUCCAGAAGAUACUCACAGAUCUUGGGGACAAGACGGCCAUUGUAUUCUGCAACACAAAGAAGUCAGCAGACAACCGUGCCAAGGAUCUGGACAAGGCAGGUUUCCGCGUCACAGCACUGCAUGGAGGGAAGUCACAAGAUCAGAGGGAGAUCAGCCUUGAUGGAUUUAGGAACCGCAGGUUCAAUGUUCUUGUGGCGACUGAUGUUGCAGGGCGUGGUAUUGAUAUUCCUGAUGUCGCUCAUGUUAUUAACUAUGAGAUGCCUAGUUCAGUUGAUACAUACACACAUCGCAUCGGAAGAACAGGGCGUGCAGGAAAGAAGGGACUUGCCACUUCAUUCUUGACUCUGGAUAACACUGAUAUUUUCUUCGAUCUGAAACAGAUGCUUACUCAGAGCAAUAGUCCCGUCCCUCCAGAACUUGCUAGGCAUGAGGCGUCAAAGUUUAAGCCAGGAUCGGUUCCCGAUAGACCUCCAAGAAGAAAUGACACUGUCUAUGCAUCUCACUGA